Molecule: messenger RNA, 1394 nt
Organism: Saccoglossus kowalevskii
Lineage: Eukaryota; Metazoa; Hemichordata; Enteropneusta; Harrimaniidae
Product: small ribosomal subunit protein bS1m-like
Cellular component (GO): mitochondrial small ribosomal subunit
Source: RefSeq, a predicted model, not a curated record
AUGGCUGCGCCCAUGCUGCGGUGCGGCUUUGAAAGUUUCCCUCGGAUAUUAGGCAGAGCUCUGUCCCGAAGAUCAUUUUCAUCGACGAACGGGAACGAUUCCGACCAAACGGAGAAUGAACAAACUGGCAGUGAUGGAGGACUUGCCAACAACGACACUGUCGAUACGCAAUCAAAAGUAACAGGUUUUGCAAAAGCUUUUGUGAAACAUGCAACAAUACUAGAUGAACCACCUCCAAUGGUGGAGCCUCCAAGGUCCUUUGCCAGUAUGUUCAGGAAUUCUACUCUUGUCCACAUCGGGGAUGGUAAAGAUGCCGUUGUCAUCGGGAAAAUAUUUCACGUUGUUGGCGACGAUUUAUAUAUAAAUUUUGGUGGCAAGUUUCACUGUGUUUGUAAAAGGCCAAGUAUUCCCGACAUUGAUCCGCGGAGAUUUCAUCGUGGUGUGAAAGUUCGUCUACGUCUUCACGAUUUGGAACUUGCUCAGCAUUUUAUUGGUGCUACUCAUGAUAUCUCUCUAUUAGAAGCAGAUGCUACACUACUUGGACUUGCAGAUAAACAAUGAGAAAAUAGAGUACCAAAUAACUGUACAGAUACGAGACUUGUAAUUGUAGACUGGUACUAUAAGUGUUUAUAGGAACACGCUUUAAGUAAUGUUGGAAUAUCUAGCAGGAUGCAUUGUCAAUAGUGUAAAAGACUUUGGGAGAAUCCUGUUAAACACAACUGAAAAAAAAAACACUGAUAUCAGAAUACAGAGUGAAAAAUGCUUGUUUUACAUCAGUUUUUUUUUACUGCAAAGCUACACUCGUUUUGAUAACGUCUUGGGUGUACCUCAUUAUGUUUGUGUAUAAGUGUUGUUCAAGUUGAUCUACUAUGUAAAAGACAAUAAAUACAAUAUUCCACUUCUGUUCACUACGAUAUCCAUCAUUAUGUAUGAAAUCAUAUCAUUCCAGUGAUGGAAAAACAUAGUUUGAGAUUCGCAAACGCAAAAGUAUUUUUUGGAUAUGUGCUAUACACAUUUAAUCCAAGAUCUAUGACUUGAUGAUGGUCAAUAAUUUAAAUGAAGUAAGUAUUUCUCAAUGUCAUAUUCUCCUCAGAAAGAUCAUCAUUUUGACAUUCAGCUAUGAAUAAAUUCAUAAUCAAAUGAAUCGUUUGAUUUUUGCGGCAGACAUUUGAUCCCCCACCUUUCGCGCAAUACGCAAGAUCUCGAAGUGGACAGAAAAUCACAGAUUUAAUGGUGACCAAAUUCUCACUCUGACAGCUAUUUUGAUUUGACUUUUGGUUAAAAAUUACAAUGACACUCAUUAGACUUGUUACAGUUUGCACUAGCAAGGACAAGUCAAGAUGUGACACGGUCUUUGUUCAUUUUGCAAUUAAAGUUUGUACACAUGUACUAUA